This is a messenger RNA of Chelonia mydas (Green sea turtle), 2575 nucleotides long. RefSeq names its product cytosolic phospholipase A2 zeta. NCBI's taxonomy places the organism in Eukaryota, Metazoa, Chordata, Testudines, Cheloniidae. The coding region runs from base 26 to 2575 and encodes 849 amino acids. The record is from RefSeq and is a predicted model, not a curated record. Gene Ontology annotation, biological process: glycerophospholipid catabolic process. Gene Ontology annotation, molecular function: calcium-dependent phospholipid binding; calcium ion binding. The transcript is spliced from 20 exons. Gene Ontology annotation, cellular component: cytosol.
GGGAGGUGCCUGGACCGAGUCUCUCAUGUUCCGUGCUGUGCUGCUUAGCCGUGUGUCAACCCGAAUGCUGCCACUUGUGGCUGCUGUGCUAUUUAAGGAGAAAGAUACUGAGUUCUCUGACAGGCAGCAUGACAAGCACCUGUACUACAAUCUCACGGUGAAAGUCCUCAGAGCUAGAAAUAUUCACGGCACAGACCUGUUGUCCAAGGCAGACUGCUAUGUGGCAUUGAAUCUUCCAACUGCAUCUCCAGUCACAUCUCGAACACAGGUUGUUUAUAAUUCCAGUGAUCCAGAGUGGAAUGAAACCUUUGAAUACAGGAUCCACAGUGCUGUGAAGAAUAUCGUGGAGUUCACCUUCUAUGACAAAGGCAUUGUGCUGAGGAGUCAUGCUGCCUCCAUUCAUUUUGAUGUGGGGAAUAUUAUCCCAGGGCAGACUUUGAAUCACACAUUUGUGCUAAAUCCCCAGGAAAAGGAGGGGAGAGAAGAGUUGGAUGUGGAAUUUUCUUUGGAAGAAAGCACAGAUCCCCACGCUGAGUCCAUCACCAAUGGAGUUCUAGUGGCUCAUCCCUGCCUGUGUGUUCAAGGCUCCAUCAAUAAAAGUGAGAAGACCAAAUGGAUAAUACAGGAGAACUGUCAGGUCAAGUUGUCCGUGCCAGGGGCCUUUGAGAAUCGGUCAUCCACUUUCUGUAGUGCUGAUUCAGAAGAGAGAAGGAAGAUCCCGUUUCUCUUUCAUGUAGACAGAGAAAUCAGCCCAGAGCUGCACUUGGAGCUGCUGCAAACGACAACUGUCCUAGAGGAGGGAUGGAGUGAGGAUCUGAAAAUGCACACUGCACGCUUAGGGACGGGAGCAAUCCCCCUUGCAACACUUCCUCUUGGACAGGAAGUUGAAAUUAGCGUUCCACUAGGAAAGGGGCAAGGUGUGGAUCUGACUGUGAAGGUUGAAGAGAGCUCUCAGGAUCUUGAUGUGCGCAUCAGUUUUGACCUCUGUAAAGGAGAGAGAGAAUUUUUGGACAUGAGGAAGAAAGUAGUUUCUGAUGCCCUAAAGAAGACACUUGGUUUGCCAGAGGAGCCCAAGAAAGAUGAGAUCCCUGUAGUGGCAGUAGUGGGAUCAGGAGGUGGGAUGAGAGCUAUGACUGCUUUCUAUGGCAAUCUAUCAGGACUCCAGCAGCUUGAUCUCUUGGAUAUCCUGAUGUAUAUGUCUGGAGUCUCAGGAUCCACCUGGUGUUUGUCUAAACUCUACAAAGACCCUCACUGGUCCCACAAAGACCUCCAGGAUGCAAUUAGCGUUGCUCGGAAACUCGUGACCAGUAGCAAAGUGGGGGCGUUUUCUGCUGAACGACUGGUGUAUUAUUUCCAGCAGCUGAUCUUGUUGGAGAAAGAAGGACGGAAGGUCACACUCACGGAUUUGUGGGGCCUUAUCAUAGAAUAUUUCUUACAACAGAAGCAGGAUCCAUCGAAGCUGUCUGACCAGCAGUCAGCAGUCAGGUGGGGACAGAACCCCUUCCCUAUCUAUGCAGCUGUCAAUGUGAAGCCCAAUGUCGGUAGCCAUGAAUUUACAGAGUGGUGUGAGUUCACACCCUAUGAGUUUGGUAGCCACAAGUAUGGAGCCUUUAUCCGCAUAGAAGACUUUGGCAGUGAAUUCUUCAAUGGGCUGCUGCUUGGGAAAUGUCUGGAGCCCAGAAUUUGUUUUCUGCAGGGAAUAUGGGCCAGUGCCUUUGCUGCCAAUCUAGAUGAAAUCUGGGAAGAAGUGAUUUCUUCAAAAGUUGGCUUUCUAGAAUCUCUGAAAGAUGCCAUCAAAGCUAUAGAUGAGGCUCGAGGACGCCAGCCUCUGGACCCCUCACAAUUAGAAAAGCGAAUGGUCAUGCCAGGUGGAGCCUUCUCACAUUUAUUUCAAGAUGUAUUUAAGUCUCGCUUCUCUGCUGGGGAAAACAUUAACUUUAUGCGUGGACUGUACCUUCACAGGGACUACGUCAAUUCCAAGGAGUUUGUGACCUGGAAAGGCACUCACCAGGAUGCCUUUCCCAACCAGCUAACUCCAAUGGAACACCAUCUGUACUUGGUAGAUGGGGUUUUUUCUAUCAAUUCUCCAUUUCCUUUGGUGCUUCAGCCGGAGAGAGAUGUAGAUGUCAUCUUUUCAUUCAACUACUCUUGGGAAGCUCCAUUUGAGGUGCUGCAUCAGGCUCAGAAGUAUUGUGAAGAACGGGAAAUCCCCUUUCCACACAUUGUUGUGAGUGAGACAGAUAAGCAGAAGCCCAAGGAGUGUUAUAUGUUCAUGGAUCCUCGGAAUCCAAAAGUUCCCAUAGUGCUUCACUUUCCAUUGGUGAACAACACAUUCCAGAAAUACAAGGCACCAGGAGUCGAGCGUGAGACGGAAGAUGAGAAAUCCUUUGGCAACUUUCCUGUUGAAGGAGAAAAAUCUCCUUAUCAUUCUAUGAACUUCACAUAUCAACCCAAUGAAUUUGAUAGGCUGCUGGAAUUAAGCUGCUACAAUAUUAUGAACAACAAGGACGCUAUUUUAAAAGCCCUUGAUUUGGGCAUGAAAAGAAGGGUACUCAAGAAUGCCAAAAGAAAAUAA